AUGCCACCACCAGAGCAAAGGGCUUCAACGCCCACCUCUUCGCGAUCAGCCGCGAAAUCUCCACGUGUGCUUGCAUGUGUGCUGUGCCAGCAGCGCAAGGUCAGAUGCGACCGCAAGUUCCCCUGCGCCAGCUGCAUUCGGGCCGGCGCGCAGUGUGUGCCCACUCUGGCCCCGCGGCCGCGGCGUCGCAGGUUCCCCGAACGAGAGCUUUUGGAGCGCCUUCGGAAGUAUGAGGAUUUGCUGCGCCAACAUAAUAUACCCUUUGAGCCUUUGCAUGCCCCUGCUGGAGAAGACAGCAGGACCCCGGAGUUUGUAGAACAUGCUCGUUCUGAAGAGCGUACUGUUGGGGAAGAGGGACAGUCAAAGGAGAGCAUGACUGUCAAGGCUGAGCCAGUAUACGCGGCUAAGUUGUGGCUCCCGCAGCAAUGCAUAGCCUAUCCGAUUUGCACUAACAGUUGUUUAGGAAUUACUGGAAAGCUGAACUAUGCUUACAGUGGACGUCAGUCACAAGAUGCUGAGGAUGUCGAUUUUGAUGAUAACAGUGAGGAUGAUCCCAGUCACUCGCAGGACACUUUGGGAGGGACUGCCGUGAGAAAGAUGUUUGAUCAGGCAUACAAGAACAACCACCAGAAUUUCAUAUUUGGAUCACAUGAAGCCAAUGUAGAUCUAUCGACUUUGCAUCCUGAUCAAGUCCAGAUUUUCAAGCUCUGGCAGAUUUACUUGGACAAUGUCGACCCUUUGCUCAAAGUCACACAUACCCCGACUCUCCAAGCACGCAUAUUUGAUGCUCUUAGUGAUCUGGCUCGUAUAAGCCCGGAACUGGAAGCGCUCCUUUUCAGUUUGUACAGCGUCGCUAUCAUGAGUCUCGAUGACGAACGAAGCUCGUUCGGGUCUCCGAGGAAAGAACUUUUGCAAGGAUAUCAGUUUGGAUGUCAGCAAGCCUUGCUUAAUUGUGAUGUGUUACGCACCGGGGAUCGCGAGUGCUUAACUGCUUUGUUGCUCUAUCUGGUGUCUAUGAGGUCUGAAACAGAUCCGAGAUCUCUGUCUUCGGUGCUUGGAGUUGCCAUUCGAAUCGCUCAACGCAUGAGCAUCAAUGACGAAAGGACAAAUGCAAGAUACUGCCCACUCGAGCGCGAGAUGCGCCGGAGGUUAUGGUGGUCGCUGAUAAUGUUUGACAACCGCAUUGGCGAGAUGUCGGAUCACAAAACUUCAAUGUUGAUACCAACUUGGGAUUGUAGAAGCCCGCUCAAUGUGACCGAUAAUGAUCUGCAACCGGAGAUGAAGGACUCGCCAGCUGCUUAUGCGAGCCCGACUGAAGCAUUGUUUAUAUCUGCGCGCAGUGAACUGGGGGACUUUCUGCGACACAGCGCCUUUCACCUGGAUUAUAUCAACCCAUCUUUGAAGGCGGUCGCCAGAGACACGAAAGGUGAUGGCAUGACUGACAUAGAAAGGAAGAUAGAGGACAAAUAUCUCCGACUCUGCAAUCCAGAUAAUCCCCUUCACUACAUGACGAUCUGGACGAUACGUGGCUUCCUUGCAAAACACCUUCUGCUUGAACUCUACUCGAAAUUCUCGCCCACGAAGCAAUCAGAAACGCAGCGCAACACCGCCAGCUCCUACGCAAUACGAAUCCUCAAGUCUGAUACUAUGUUGAUGAGAUCCCCCCAUACAAAACGGUACCGCUGGCACGUUCACAUGCACUUCCCAUUCCCUGCAUAUCUACAUGCCAUCCAAGAUCUGAAGAAGCGGCCCAUGCAAGCGCAUGCUCGUGAAAUGUGGAAGACCAUGAGCGAAAACGCGGAGUUACGUUUCAAAGAUAUGCAUAAAUUCCCCCCAGUCUUUGAGAAUGUCGCGCGAAAUGUCCUUCAGGCCUGGGAGGCGCAUCAAGCAGCAUUGGGGGAACAUGGAAAGUCGAUAGCGCCACCAUGGAUUGUGCAGGAUGUUAGAACCAAGUUGAACAAUCUGCAUUCAGACUCGGGAAAUUGCAACGCAGAGCAGCCGAAUGACACGGAGGGGACCACUUCACUCUCCAUGCCCACGGAGCAUGAUAUUCCUAAUUUGCUAUCUGGCAUGGAAGGAUUUGGCAGCGUAGCUUGUGGGCUUGGUGGAUAUUCGGACAUAUUUGAACAGGCCGUCAUGGAUGUUGACGCGGAUCAGUCAGGUUGGCCCACGAUGAACUUCUACCCGAUGUGGUAG
Messenger RNA from Aspergillus niger, 2196 nucleotides. RefSeq lists its product as uncharacterized. Gene Ontology annotation, molecular function: DNA-binding transcription factor activity, RNA polymerase II-specific; DNA binding; zinc ion binding. The record is from RefSeq and is a predicted model, not a curated record. Gene Ontology annotation, biological process: DNA-templated transcription; regulation of DNA-templated transcription. The coding region runs from base 1 to 2196 and encodes 731 amino acids. NCBI's taxonomy places the organism in Eukaryota, Fungi, Ascomycota, Eurotiomycetes, Eurotiales, Aspergillaceae. The transcript has 3 exons.